Messenger RNA from Micropterus salmoides (largemouth bass), 3108 nucleotides. RefSeq names its product electrogenic sodium bicarbonate cotransporter 1-like. Gene Ontology annotation, biological process: regulation of intracellular pH; bicarbonate transport; transmembrane transport. The record is from RefSeq and is a predicted model, not a curated record. Lineage: Eukaryota; Metazoa; Chordata; Actinopteri; Centrarchiformes; Centrarchidae. Gene Ontology annotation, cellular component: plasma membrane; basolateral plasma membrane. Gene Ontology annotation, molecular function: solute:inorganic anion antiporter activity; sodium:bicarbonate symporter activity; monoatomic anion transmembrane transporter activity.
AUGGCUGUGGCAUCAAAGGUCUUUCAUGACAUUGCGUAUAAGGCCAAGGACAGACAAGAUCUGCUGGCCGGCAUCGACGAGUUCCUGGAUGAGGUGAUUGUGCUUCCUCCUGGAGAGUGGGACCCGGCCAUCAGGAUAGAGCCCCCGAAAUCCCUCCCGUCCUCUGACAAAAGGAAAAACAUGUAUGCAGGAGGGGAAUCGCAGAUGAACGGAGAUAUGCCUCAUGAUGGAGGUCACGGAGGAGGGGACGCUGUAGGUGACGAGCUGAAGAAGACUGGAAGGUUUUGUGGGGGUCUCUUACUCGACAUCAAAAGAAAAGCGCCUUUCUUUGUCAGUGACUUCACCGAUGGAUUUCACAUUCAGGUCUUGUCGACCAUUUUGUUUUACCUGGGAACUGUGACGAAUGCCAUCACCUUCGGUGGUCUGCUGGGGGAUGCUACAGAAAACAUGCAGGGCGUGUUGGAGAGUUUUCUGGGCACAGCAAUCACCGGUGGGGUUUUCUGUCUGCUGGCUGGUCAGCCUCUCACCAUCCUCAGCAGCACUGGUCCUGUUCUUGUGUUUGAACGGCUGCUCUUCAAUUUCAGCAGAGAGAAUGGCUUUGACUACCUGGAGUUCCGCCUGUGGAUUGGCCUGUGGUCGGCGUUCUUCUGCCUGGUGCUCGUGGCCACUGAUGCCAGCUUCUUGGUGCAGUACUUCACCCGGUUCACUGAGGAGGGCUUCUCCUGUCUCAUCAGCUUCAUCUUCAUCUAUGAUGCCUUCAAGAAGAUGCUCAAAUUAGCUCACCACUAUCCCAUCAACAGCGAAUUUAAGAUGGAAUAUGUCACACAAUACGACUGCCUCUGUAUGGCUCCUGCUGUUCUAGAGAACAGUACAGAUAUCAUUGGUGACCCAUUAGAAGGUACUUCAGUCUGGUACUGGAACAACACUGAUCUGCCAAUGAACGCCACAUGGUCGUCCCUCACAAAGACCGAGUGCUUAAAGUACAAAGGAGAGCUGGUGGGGAAGGCCUGUGAGUUUGUCCCAGACAUCGCCCUCAUGUCCUUCAUUCUGUUCUUCGGCACUUACACCUGCUCCAUGUGUCUGAAGAAGUUCAAGAGCAGCCCCUUCUUCCCCACCACAGUGAGGAAGCUCAUCAGUGACUUUGCCAUCAUCCUGGCCAUCUUUAUCUUCUGUGGAGUUGAUAUGCUUGUAGGAGUUGACACUCCAAAACUCAUUGUGCCAACCGAAUUCAAGCCAACAAGUCCAAACCGGGGCUGGUUUGUUCCCCCGUUCGGAGGAAACCCCUGGUGGGUUUACCUGGUGUCGGCCCUUCCUGCCCUGCUGGUCACCAUACUGGUCUUCAUGGACCAGCAGAUUACUGCUGUGAUUGUCAACAGGAAGGAGCACAAGCUGAAGAAAGGGGCAGGUUACCAUCUGGAUCUGUUCUGGGUGGCCGUUCUGAUGGUGAUUUGCUCCUUCAUGGGUCUGCCAUGGUACGUGGCUGCCACCGUUAUCUCCAUUGCGCACAUCGACAGUCUGAAGAUGGAAACCGAAACAUCGGCUCCCGGAGAGCAGCCGAAGUUUCUGGGUGUGAGAGAGCAGAGGGUCACUGGUGUGUUUGUGUUCAUCCUGACAGGACUGUCUGUAUUUAUGUCUCCCAUUUUAAAGUUUAUCCCCAUGCCGGUGCUGUACGGAGUCUUCCUAUACAUGGGAGUCGCCUCUCUUAAUGGAGUUCAGUUUAUGGAUCGUCUCAAGCUGCUUCUGAUGCCAGCAAAGCAUCAGCCGGACCUGGUUUACCUGCGACACGUUCCUCUCAGGAAGGUUCACCUCUUCACCUUCAUCCAGAUCCUAUGCUUGGCUCUGCUCUGGGUCCUCAAGUCCACUGUGGCUGCUAUUGUAUUCCCUGUCAUGAUCCUUGCUCUGGUAGCUGUCAGAAAAGUGAUGGACUACAUGUUCUCCCAGCACGACCUCAGCUUCCUGGACGAUGUCAUCCCAGAGAAGGACAAGAAGAAGAAAGAGGACGAGAAGAAGAAAAAGAAAAAAGGAGGCAGCAUAGACAGCGACGCUGAAGACUCUGACUAUCCUUACAAUGAGAAUGUUCCCAGCAUUAAAAUCCCCAUGGACAUGAUGGAGCAGGAGCCCUUCUUAGGUGAUAAGGCGUCUGACAGAGAGAAGUCCCCAUCAUUCCUUGAACGACAUACAUCGUGCUGAGCAGCUUCGCUACUACCAGGCCAAUUACUUGUCCAGCCCCGAGAUGAGUCCGCUGAAGUCUGUGCCUCAGAUUAGAAUAGACAUGGACCCAGACGACGAUAAUUCAUUCUACUGGAAGAGAAGAGGUUCUGAAACGUCUCUGUAGAGCACCAAAUCCUGCAGCACCCGCAACACAACUAUCUAUUUUACUCUACUUUCCUUUCAACGAUUUCAAGACCUUAUUCUUAAUUAGGAGGUAUAGGGGAAAAAAAGGGAACGCACCAAGGAACAAACACAACGAUACAUUUCUAAUAAUGAAGCUAUUUUAAGGCCAUUUCUUUCCUCACAAUCUUCUCUUGGUAGUUUAUCUCACAGCUCCACAGUAAACAGUCUGACUCAAACACUGUUAAAUGUAACUCCUUACUACUCUUCUAUGCAACUCCUCCCACGCGGCGCUGAUCAACAGUGAAUGCUGCAGCUCUCUCGGACCACGCAUGGACUGCCCUUCCUGCUUUUUUUUAUAUAAAUAUCAUCUGUCCGAAUUUUUAUAUAAAUUGAAUUACUCUAAUAACACUUUCCUGUAGCAGGAAAUUUAUGUUUUUUAUAGCUCUACCUCUUGUUUUAGAUUAAAUGCUUAUUAUGAACAAAUGCAACAUGUUGAUUUUUGACGCAGCAUGGGGUUUUGAUAUUUUCUCUCUGUCCUCUUGUAGAGUUGAAAUGAUUCAAUUUGCUGUAGGAAAUGUGUGCAAAUAGAUCUUUUAAGUUAAUUAACAGUUAAUUAACAAUGCACAUAUAUAUAUGUGCAGAUGAGGUAAAUAUUUUUAUUAUCACUUUUGAUGCAGUCUUCAUUGCUUCACCUUCUCUUUCUAAUUUACUGAAUCUUUCACACGUUCACUUCAAAGCUUUUGUUUCUUGUUUAAAUUAAAUCAUGUCAUUAUC